AUGAACGGGGAAAAAUUACGGUUUGCUGUUAGUUGCUCUAGUAAUAUGAAUCGCAGUAUGGAAGCUCACAGUUUCCUUCAAAAAAGAGGAUUUCAAGUUGAUUCAUACGGAUCAGGGACACAAGUGAAAUUACCUGGUCCGUCAGUCGAUAAACCAAACUGUUACGAAUUCGGUUCCACUACGUAUGACUUCAUUCAUAAUGAUUUGAAAACUAAGGAUCAGGCAUUUUAUUUGCAAAAUGGAUUGCUUAAUAUGUUAGAUAGGAAUCGAAGAAUCAAGGAGUGUCCUCAAAAAUUUCAAAAAGAAACGAAAGAAUUUGAUGUUAUAAUAUGUCUAGAAGAAAGGGUCUAUGAUCAGGUGGUGGAACACUUACAUUCUCGUCCCCAAACUUCUUUAAACCCUGUACAUGUUAUUAAUAUUGAUAUUGAGGAUAACCCAGAAGAAGCUACAGUAGGUGCAUGGUUUGUCUGUGACAUCUGUGCUAAGUUAGAGAAAUGUUCGGACCUCGACAACGAAAUCGACGAAAUAUUAACAGAAUUUGAAGCGGAGAAUCAGAAAAGGAACAUUCUACACACAAUUUGCUUCUAUUGA
Molecule: messenger RNA, 591 nt
Organism: Auanema sp. JU1783
Lineage: Eukaryota; Metazoa; Nematoda; Chromadorea; Rhabditida; Rhabditidae
Source: the annotation of a GenBank genome assembly